UGACCGCAAAGCGAAAGCAGCGGAAGGCGCUCGUGCACGAGACAGGCGUGUGAUAAUGUCGGGAAUAGACGAAGAGCUGCGGCUCGUCUUGGGGACCGACUUGCCCGAAGUCCAGGAGCUGGAUGACCAGGAGUUUCAGAUCCCACAAGUGGAGAAUGUCCCUACCCUUGAGAGCAUCUUGGAUGAGAAUGCUGUCCUGGAUGACGAGGCUAGCUUCUUACUGCCUGUUGACUUCACCAUCCCCACACUGGAUCCAGAGGAGUUGGAUGCAGAGACAAAAGCUGCAGCGAAGCAGGAAAGUGAUGAGGAACUUCGGGAGGAAGAGCAUGGACUGAUGCCCCCUUCACAUUCUCAAUGGAUCAGAGAUCCUUUGCUUCCAGUGGUUUCCCAGGAUCCCGUGCUACAGAUCAACACCCUGAGAGGCAUCUCUGCCCAAAUCGUCUCUGCUGUGGGCCGUUUUGAUGACGGAGGGGCUUCUGCCUUGGCUGUCUGUGGGAUUAUCGCCGUGGGAACCACGACGGGACAGUUGCUGAUUUUUGAUGCCAGUCAGGUGCUGAAGCUGUGCUUGGGGAGCCCGGCUCUCGGGGCGAAGCAUGGAGGUGUAUCAGCCCUGGGCUUUAACUCCGACAGCACCUGCAUCCUCUGUGGAUUUACCAAAGGACAGAUUCUUCAAUGGGACGUGGAGUCCGGAAAACUGCUGCGGAGCAUCUCCAGUGUGGUUCCAGCGGGGAACGCAGUCCUUGCUGUCAAGUUCACCAGUGACCCCACCGUGGCCGUGUGCAGUGACAGUGCAGGCUCUGUGUUUGAGCUUCAUUUCAAGCGGUCCUUGGGAGCGCGGACGUGGGAUUCCCGCUGCUUGUUCAGCCAUGAGAAGGGGACGGUGCGCUGCAUCUCGCCACUGUGCCUGCGAGGUGAUUUCAGCGCGCACCCUGCCGCACAGUGCCUCCUGCUGGCCAUGGUGUCGCUCCGGAAGCUUUUGAUUGUCAGACAGAAGCCGGAGCUGAGUGUGAUCCAUGCAUCUAAGGCCCAUGCUGACCGCGUCCCCAGCCUCUCCUGGCGUCUCCUGACUUUCAGAGACUCUGCGGACCCAGUGCUGGCUUUCUGCCAAGGUUGCUCUUUCUCUCUCUAUCAGGUCAGAUUUGCUGACGAAGACCUGAAAGUGAUCAAAAUGAUAGAUUACAGUGUUCCGUUUGAAAUUCUCAACUUUAAGUGGCUGAGCUCCAGCACUUUGCUGAUCCUGGAUACUGCCGAGAAGCUCCAUGCCUUGGACAGGGAAACUGGGAUGGCGCUCCAGGAGCUGCAGCUGGAGAACCUGCAGCUGGUCAGCACCUCCACAAAGCCCACAGGAGACCAGGCACAGCAAAAGCGUAUAACGUACCAGUCAGUGUGCGCUCACAGUGGAAAAGUUCUCUUUCUGGGAGAUAAGGCAGCGCAGGUGGUGUCUUUGAAAACAUGGGAAGAGAGAUUGGAUGAUCUUGUGAGGCAGGACCGACACGGUGAUUCUUUGGCUCUUGCCUGGAAGUUUUACGAAGGAAGUGCCAAGGCAGUAGUGGGUCUGCCUGCAGAAACGAAACUGAAGGAGGAGGUAGUAGCAUGUAAGGUGGGAAAGAUACUGUUGAAUUAUGUGGAGUUCUUGCUGAGAAGAUGUCCUGAUCAAGGGAAGAUACAGGUCAUGGAGGGACACUUCCAGAAAACACUUCCACUCUGUGUCACCUGCUGCAUCAAGUUCAAUAAAACGGAGGUGCUGUUCCGCGAGCUGUAUGAGAAGCUGAUGGACCACGUGGUGGCGCUCGGGGUGCUGUUCCAGUGUCUGGAGCCCCACAUCAUUUCUGGCAAGCUGAGCAGCAUCCCAGCCCUUGUCAUGAAGGACAUGGUUGCACACUACAAAGACCAUGGCAUGACCGAGCUGCUGGACACGCUUAUCCCUCACCUGGAUGUCAGGACCCUCGACCUCCAUCAGGUUGUUAGCUUAUCCCGAGAGCACAAGCUCACUGAUGCUCUCAUCUAUGUGUUUAACAAAGGAAUGAAUGAUUACACCACACCACUAGAGGAGCUGAUUUGCAGUAUGACCCAGACAUCUCACGCCGGGGCAGCAGAUGAGCAUGUGAAAGUGGGCAACAAGGUUUUAGUCUACAUCAGCUGCUGCCUGUCUGGCAAGGCCUACCCCUAUGGCUUAAUACUGCCCCCUAUGGUGGAGACUGUAAAAACACAGGUGUUCACUUGCCUCACCAAAGUGUGGGUGAAGGAUGUGGAGGCAAGCGAAGGACCAUACCUGUUAAUUCGGACGUUGCUUCAGCACAACACAAAGGAGUUCCUCAACGUGCUGUCGCUGGCAUUUGAAGAUCUGCAAGACAAGCAAGCAAUUGAGUUUCAUCAACGAGUGAUAGACAUACUUUUACAGGUGAUGCUGGAGAGCACAGGCUUCAGUCCCUCUCAGAUCGGGAGCCUUUUCACUUUCCUGGCCCGGCAGCUGGCCAAGGCCAAGGAUGCCCUCUUUGUAAACCAUCAGCUCUUCCAUCAGGCACUUGAUUUUCUGUGUAACCCAGCGGAUAUGACCCAGCAAGCAGAAAGACAACAGGCUCUGCUGGACCUCCUGAGCGCCGGUGCUGCUGCCUACUUUGAGGAGUCCAAGCUGCUCUCCAUGGCCGAGGCCGUGCAGUUUUAUCAGGUGUGUGAAUUUCUGUAUGAGCAAAAGCGCCUUUAUCAUCAGAUCUUUGCCUGUUACCUGAAAGACCCUGCAAGAAAGGGUGAGACGCUACGAUACUUGGAUGACGUCAUCAGCUCUGGUGAACUGACAGAUGAGGAGAAGGUGCUUUUGCAGAAUGAAAUCAUCUGCAACCUGCAAGAGCUGCUGGCUUUAGACCCAAGGCUCACCGCUUCCCUGGUCCUGCGACACCUCCAGAGCAGCGUCCCCCUCAUCCUGGAAGUCCUGCAGCAGAACACCAAAUCGCUUUUUGACUUUCUUCACGGACUGUUCAACCCUAGAGUGGAUCCGUGGCCUUUUAAAGCCUCCAGCCUGCUGGACCACAGCUACCACGAGAAAUACCUGGACAUGCUGUGUCAGACUCAGCCAGACUGCGCCGUGGACUUCCUCAAACUGUCAGACACCUACAGGCCAGAAGAGGCAGUUGAAAUAACUCGCAAACACAAGGUCCAUGAUGCACUGGCAUAUCUGCUGGAGAAGCAGGGAAAGACUGAAGCUGCAUUCUCGGUGCUCAUGGAGUGUGUUAAAGUGGGUUUGCAGAACUCGCUGUGUCCUGACCUAGCGGAUCGUGAAGGGAGUCUGGGUGAAGAGACUAACCCCUUUCAGGAGGUCCAGUCAGUGUUGCGUGAUGUCAUGGCCUUCCUACAGCGGGUGUCGGGCACUUUGGACAGCAAGCAAAGAGAUGACUUGUGGUUUUCGCUCCUCAGCUUUCUGCUGUCCCCUGCUGAGCAGGUACAGCGCCCCUUGUCGGCCGAAGUUGAGAGAGGCAUUAAAAACCUCACCAAGGAGGUGAUAGAAAGCAUGACUUCCUAUAUCCCUCUAAUGGACAUCCUCCAGCAACUUAUGCAGGAUUCGCUUCACAACGUCGGCAGCUACGGGGAAAUGAAGACGUUGAUUUCUGGCAUAAUUGAUGCUUACGUCUAUGAGAAAACCCUCAUGGAGGCCACCAGUAGCCUUUACAGCCAGGACUUGCACUGGUAUCUUUGCAGCCUGCGAUCUGCGGUUUCACGUGGCCUUUCCCCUGCCCAUCAGCGGUGUGGGGUGUGCACUCAGAGGUACAGCUGGGGGGCCCGGCUCAUCGUUUUCAGCUGCGGCCAUGUUUACCACUAUGGCUGCCUUCAGAGCAGCCUGAGGCAGCAGGAGGCUCAGACGGAGCCGGAGUGGGCCUGUUUCAAGUGCCAGUCGCCUAAGAGGAAGUGGUUUCCCAUCACAACUGAGAAGGCUGAACAAGAGUCUGAGAUAACAGAGCUGGAUCAUGCUCAGAUUGCAGCUUCGGAUUCUCUGAAGAGAGCCUUCAAAAACCCUUCUCGGAUUUCCAUUUUGAUGGAACUCACCGGACGAGAGAUGUCUAGCCGGGAUUCCUUCAAACAAAAGCCCGGCAUCUUCCAACCUGGGAUUAAAGAGCUGCCUGAAUUCAAGCUGAAUCUGGCUCCACCACCUUUGAUAGACUAGGCUGGCAAUAUGUGGUGUGUUUUGGACCAGCAAUAUGGGAGACGUAUAUCAAUUAUGAGACAUUUAAUCCCUCUCUGUUUUGUAACACUAAUGAGUUUAAGUGCCAUAUUGUAAAAAGAAAAUGAAAAUGAUGUGUUUACAAUAAUAAAGUAUCCAUUUGUAGUACUAUUUUUAAGGAUCAGUUUAUAAUAGAUUAUAUAGUUUAUAAAUUGUGGUCUACGAAGAAAUGUAAAAACAUGUAAUGUGAAACAUUUUCUUAGUAAAAUGUGACAAGUGACCAAGUGGCACAUAAAACAGAUUAAUUAAUAUGGAAAUGAGAAGCAGGUAUUGGACAUUGUACAGUAAUUUUAAACUGUAUUUUAAAUGUUGGUGACCUUAGCGUGAUAAACAAAGAAAAAUGUUUGAAUAUCCAAACACAGUUUAAACUAAAAAGUAUUUAAAUCAAAGUAAACAUUUGCUUGUUAAUUUAAGAGAAAUUACACCAGUGACGAUAUGCAAAAAUGUAUGUAAUAAUUUAUCAGUCUAUAGGUCAGCAAUGAUGUGCUGGUCACGCCGCAUGCCAUAGGCAAAUCAGCUUGGACCAGACUUCAUUUUGGGUUCCCCAUUAUAGAAGAAAGGGUGCAGGUACUCGACAGGGGCAACUUCAAUAAUCUUCCAUUUUGGCAUGGCUGGUGGGUGUGCUAGCUGUGCAUGUGUCCUCUGAAAUGGGAGAUGUUCCCCUGUCACAUAUAACACCAUCACGAAUACACAAAACUACAUGCUUCUGUUUCAAAGUACUCUGCAUUCCAAAGUAUUGUGCAAAAAAAGUGAUUAGUUAUUUGAAUCUUGCAAUCCUUGCAUUAGUAUAUGGAGCACAAAACAUUCAUAAGUAGUAUAAAAUGAGCUGCAUGCAUUGUUUUUCAAAUCAGGCUUUUUAUACAUUCUUUUAAAAAUAGUAUGCUGAAUGUGCUUAACAUUAGGGAAAUACGUUAAUGAGGCAGAUCACUGGCUUAACGACUGUUUCUAAGCUGUAGACUAAGGCACAUACAGCAAGACCAUUUGUCAUAUGAACAUUUGUUGGUUUACCGUUUGCACUACGAAACGCCACCCUCCACAUUCAAACAGACAUCUUUUUGUAUCAUAUUUACUACACAGUUACUUUUGUGGCACCUGAAGUUUACAGUGUAAAACACCGUUGUUUUGACAUCCAAGAUAAAAAAGCAGGACAUUUGAACAGCAUAACCUGUGGAAAAAAAUAAACAUUGCAAGGCACAAGAUUUCUAUCCAUUAAUACACAGAAAAUAAUAGUAAUGAUUGAUUGUUCAUGCCUUUUAAUGUCAAUAAAGUCAUUGUUUCACUGCA
This is a messenger RNA of Paramormyrops kingsleyae, 5497 nucleotides long. RefSeq names its product vacuolar protein sorting-associated protein 8 homolog. Gene Ontology annotation, cellular component: late endosome; CORVET complex; early endosome. Lineage: Eukaryota; Metazoa; Chordata; Actinopteri; Osteoglossiformes; Mormyridae. Gene Ontology annotation, biological process: protein targeting to vacuole; endosomal vesicle fusion. The record is from RefSeq and is a predicted model, not a curated record. Gene Ontology annotation, molecular function: protein binding.